AUGUCUCCCAAUAGCGUUAUUGGCGCUGCCCUCGGCAUCUUGGCCGCGUUCCCGGCCGGCGCGUCUGCUGGCUGGCAGAACUUCCAGCCUCAGCGCCGUACAGCAUCCUCUUGUCCAGAUUACAGCAGCUAUUCGGAACAGCCUCAUGGCCCGUACUCGUCUGGUCCUCUGCAACUGCCUUACAUGAGGCCGAGCGAGGAGUGCAGGACGUUCACGAGCCCAGCUGUCGAGAAAGUCAUCAGCGACUUGAAAUCUCGGCUCAAGGAUCCGGAUCUUGCUCGACUAUUUGAAAAUACGUUUCCGUCAACGUUGGAUACUACUGUCAAGUAUUUUGACCCUACAAAGAAUUUGGCAUUCAUCAUCACUGGUUUUGCACAUCUGUAUAAGCUUCUGCCACAUGAUAAGAACCUUCAGGCUCUUGUCAAAGCAGUGAUUAACACCGAGGCGCGAUACAUUUCGCAAUAUCCAUACUGCGGCUCCUUCCAGCCACCACCAGAGAGUGGGCUUGCCCCAAGUGUGAAUGACUGGGCAACAGGCGUCAGAGUGAACCCGCCUGUGAACAACCAAACGGUAUUCGAAUGCAAGUACGAGCUUGAUUCCCUUGCUGGGUUUCUCAAAAUCACGCGUUCUUACUAUGCCAAUACAAAGGACUCAUCUUUCAUCAAUGACAAUUGGAACGCUGCGAUGAACCAGAUAGUUCGAGUCCUUUACGAACAGUCCCAGAGUAGUUGGUCGGAUGACUACCAAUGGGUCAGCUACUACAACUGGACGGGCACUGCUGGGGCACUUUCCCCAAUGGUGCCCAACAGUGGCAAUGGCGAGCCGAAGCAAGCAAACGGUUUGGUUGCUUCGAGCCACAGGCCUUCGGACGACCUCUGUGUCUUUAACUUUAUCACCUCUGACAAUGCCAUGAUGUCUGUGGAGCUCGCCAACGUUGCAGACAUGCUCACCACCAUCCGAACCCAGAAGAGCCUUGCUCAGCAACUCCGCCAAUACUCCAAUACCAUAAAGCAGGCCGUUUGGGCCCACACGCGCGCUUCUAACGGAAUCUUUGCGUAUGAAACCAACGGGCUCGGAGCGCAAUACAUCAUGGACGAUGCCAAUGUCCCGAGUCUUGUGUCGCUGCCGUAUCUGGGAUUCUUGGAGAGGGGCGAUUCUACUUACCAGAAGACUAAAGCGGCUAUGUUUUCGAGGGCAAACCCUUACUAUGCUGUAGGAAAGUCGUUCAAUGGCAUCGGAGGUCCCCACGUCAACGCCACGUAUCCCUGGCCCAUGAGUCAAAUCUCAGCCAUCUUCGGCACUGACAAUGAUAGCGAGAUCAAACAGCGUUUGGCACUCAUUUUAGAGAACACCAGUGGAUUGGGUUUGAUCCACGAGAGCGUCAAUAUCUACAACACGAGUGUGUACACGCGCCCGUGGUUCGCGUGGGCCAACAGCUAUUUUGCAGAGAUGAUUUUGGACUUGGCUGAGAGGAAGCCUAGUUUGAUCCUAAAGUCUGGGAAGCCUUACAAGAUUGGGCAGUGAUGCAAAGUGUAUGAGAGAGUGGACAGUGGCCAAAAUUCCUAUAGCAGAUACUCCUUAACUGUAUUCGAGCUAAAACUAUGUUUCACGUUCGUUUU
Molecule: messenger RNA, 1619 nt
Organism: Trichoderma virens Gv29-8
Lineage: Eukaryota; Fungi; Ascomycota; Sordariomycetes; Hypocreales; Hypocreaceae
Exons: 10
Coding region: 1-1524 (507 amino acids)
Biological process (GO): carbohydrate metabolic process
Source: RefSeq, a predicted model, not a curated record